Molecule: messenger RNA, 1785 nt
Organism: Suillus clintonianus
Lineage: Eukaryota; Fungi; Basidiomycota; Agaricomycetes; Boletales; Suillaceae
Exons: 3
Coding region: 1-1785 (594 amino acids)
Source: RefSeq, a predicted model, not a curated record
AUGGCUCACCGUGACCAGCAUAGCGGCCGCUCAGGCAAUUGGCACGGGUAUCCGUCAAGUGACGGUGAUGGUAGCACACCCAGCCACCCACAACUGCCUCAGCUGCCGCAAGGGAACACAGCACCAGCGAGCAGAUUCAGUCACCCCAUGGCAGGUGGUGGCCAGCACCAAACUGGCGGCGUCGUAGCGCCCGAUCCUUCCCUCUGGCAAUAUCGUACCGGUGGCAGCUACCCAACUUUUGGGCCGCAGUCACACAUGUCCCAAACCAUCCCUCACCCGACCUCCUCUGACCCGACUGGCAGCUACCCAUACGGGUGGCAGCUACCCAAUACGGGUGGCAGCUACCCAACUUUUGGGCCGCAGUCACACUUGUCCCAAACCAUCCCUCACCCGACCUCCUCUGACCCGACUGGCAGCUACCCAACUUUUGGGCCGCAGUCACACAUGUCCCAAACCAUCCCUCACCCGACCUCCUCUGACCCGACUGGCAGCUACCCAUACGGGUGGCAGCUACCCAAUACGGGUGGCAGCUACCCAACUUUUGGGCCGCAGUCACACAUGUCCCAAACCAUCCCUCACCCGACCUCCUCUGACCCGACUACGAGCCAGGCCAAUCAUGCCUCUGGAUAUCACACUCCACAGCAUGAGGAUCUUGCGGGCACAAACCACCCAAUUCCGCAGUUCAAUCCACGGACUACCGCAGCCGCACUCAGCGCAUAUGAUUAUUUCCGAGUCCCGAUGGCCAUAUCCCCGAACUUCCCAACCACCCUUACUCUAACUCCCUUCGACUCGAGUACGAGUCUCGCGGCUCCAACUCAAUCAAGUUCGACGGCUUUAGGCGCCUGCAGCCCGAACGAUCAAGGCCACCUCCUUUCAUCUGGUGCUAAUGAUGCGGUCGGCAGGGUAGUCAAGAAAAGACCCAUCCCGCGGAAACUUGCACACAAACAGAUGAAAUUCAUUCCCGCUAAAAUCCCCUCAGCAUCGACGCAGUCCACUCCAACCUUACUGUUGCACAUCGACUCUGCAGUGGUUGCCAAAGUGAAGGAUGAGGCCACAAGAUUGAUGAUUCUGUCAUUAUUUCAAAAAUCUCUGUAUCCCGCCACGGACAACGAUAUCACUACCUUGGCCAAUACAGCGCUUGAUGAAGCGAUCACUAAGCACCCGCUCAAUGAAAAAGAGCUCGUGGCGUGGAAAUUGUGGCCAGAAGGUCAGAGCGCUCUCGCGCGGCUGAAAGGGACGGUCAAACAAGUCCACAAGAACUGCCAGGGCUGUGCUUGGGGGAUAGUGAUUGGAGCUUAUCGCCUAUACCUUCCAAUCCUAUUUAAUCAAGCUCACGAGGUGGCGCCGUUGCGCACACGGGGCGCUUCAGGAGUGCUAAAGGAUGUUAAUCACCUUGACGCACUGAUUAAGCGGGAUACGAGCGACGGGCAAGGCGCGGUGGUUCGCGUCCCAUUCGGGAACUCAACCGUCCUCACCGUCGUAGAAUAUGUUUUGGUCAACCAGGGGUAUCGUAAGUAUCUAUCCUUCGAUAUCAACGACUGGGGGUUCCGCCUUGAGAACACCAUCGCCUUGUCCGCAGCUAUUUGUGACUGGAUACUACGGGUAAUUGAAGAUUCGAACGGCUCAGGCUGGCCCACAGAUACCGAUUUUCACACUCCGAAAAGCGAGGAAUGUUAUAUGAGAAUGCGACGUCGGAUUGCAUCAUUGGCCGGCAGUGAUUUGGUGGAGUUUCGCAACCUGAUGCUCCUCAUUCGUAAUUACAUUGUUUUUACUUUCGGCAGCUAA